Molecule: messenger RNA, 2744 nt
Organism: Drosophila ananassae
Lineage: Eukaryota; Metazoa; Arthropoda; Insecta; Diptera; Drosophilidae
Exons: 4
Coding region: 543-1526 (327 amino acids)
Source: RefSeq, a predicted model, not a curated record
GCCGGCGGAGAUACAUAUUCCAAUUGGCUUUCGAGUCUCAGACAGAGCAGAAGCAGCAGAAAGCGAGCGGAUAACCUAAGGAAGCCCAAGCACAAACCGUAAACUGAAAACCGAAAACCGUAAAAAGCACGAAAAACACGAAACGCAGCGCAGAAAACCAGCCAUAGCCAUAGCCACAGCCGUAGCCGUGCUUCGUGAAAUACAACCACAGCCCCCAAACCGAAUAAACCGAAAAAACUGAAACUGAAACAGAAAAUACAGCGACAAGACAGAAACCCAAACCGAAACUCAAACGGAGCGUAGUAAAUAGAGCGAUUUGGAUCAGGAAAAUCACUACUGAAAAAUAAUAGGAAAAUAAAUACAUACAUAUAUAGGAGUUCGAAAGAACAAGAGUAGGAGCAGCCAGAGACGCGAACCAGAACGUCAGUCUUUCGUGGGCCGGAAAACGCGCGGAAAACUUAGUGAUAAGCGCCCGAUUGCAGUUCAAAAGCUAUUAUAUUUUUUUUUUUGUUCGAGUGAAAGUGGUUUCCUGGGGCCCGGGCAUGAACCGCUCGAAUAGCUUUGUCAGCUCCCUGAAGUGGUGGCCCCUGCAGGGCCACAACAACCAGCCAGCCGCUGCACCGGCAGCUCCACCCAGCGGCGGCUACUCCCAGUCGGCACCCAGCUCCCCCACCUCCAACUGGCCGCCACCAUUGCAGCAGCAGCAGAACCCGCUAGCCCUGCGCCACCACCAUCUGCCCCAGCACAAGUCCACCGCCGGCGGGGGCAUUGUGGGCGCCACCUUCGGCAGCAGCGUCGCCGUCCAGAAGCUGCGCGAAUCCAAGUGGUUCAAGCCCGAGGAGCAGCGCAUCUUCUGCGCCGUCGUCGAGUGCGGCUUCAUUGUUGAGAUUCGGAGCAGCGCCGCAGCCGAGGCGGCAGCAGCUGCCACAGCCGCGGCCGCAGCGGCAGCUGCUUCGGCCGACCUCGAGGAGGAGGAUGAGGAGGACCCCCUCGACUCGCUCGACUGCCCGCCGUCGAAGCUGGCGUUGACGCUGGCGCCGGCGCUGGUGAUUCCGCGCAACGGAAGCAGCUUCCUGGAGACACAGGACGAGAACGAGACGCCGGUGGCCUCCUGGUACGGCAUCGUCCUCUGCAAGGUGGCUAAAGACAAUAAACCCAAACCCGAUACCAUUGAGAUAUUUUCUGUGAAAAUACGCGAGAAUGGCACCUACAAGCUGAUCAAGAUGUCACUGGCCGACAUUUGGAGCCACGGCUGGGAGCUGAGGAUCAAUAAUUUCGCCGACAAGGAGAAGGUUCCACACAACGAAAAGGAUAUACGUAAUCAGGUUUCGGUGGCCAGGAAGGCCAGGCAGAGCCUGUGGAACAACAACAAGCACUUCGUGUACUGGUGCCGCUACGGAAGUCGUCAGCAGGAUCUGCGCAAGCGACAGAUGUCGGAGUGCGUGAAAUGGGGCAGCGUUGGCAUGAACGCGGGCAUGUUGCUGGUGCUCAAUAAUAGGCAAAAAAGCUACUCCCACUCAAAGUAAAUAGUAUUCUAACUUCUAAACAAAUCACAAUUCAGGAAGCUCUAAACUCUAAACUCUAAACCAAAAAUCGCAAAAACUCAAGCCAAAAAUGUUGAUAUCCCAUAACUUCAAUCCCUCUUUCUGAAGGCGUUCUAACAACUUUUAAACAAGAAUAAUGAAAAAAACCGAUAUUAAAAAACAGAUAAUCUUUAAAAACUGAAUCAGUUAAAUAUGCGAGCGGCAGUAUUAAAUGAAUGAAAGUUAAAGAAACACUAUUACACACUGAAAAACACACUAUACACUCCUGCCCAUGAUUGUAAAGCUGUUGCAACUCGAUCUACAACUUAAAUGUGAAUCAAAAAUCAAAUUAAAUACUUUUGUAUUUACACAGAAAGAGAGAGAGAGAGACACAAACACUGUGAAAUUCGAAAAGACUUAUUAAAUAUUUGUUUGUUUUAAUAUUUCUUCGUCCUAAUUAUUAUUAUUAUUUGUAUUUUUUUUUUUUUUGUUUUCCACUUGUGAUUUUAAAAACGUAUAUAUAUACCUUUAUUAUACAACAUAUAUUAUGUAUUUAUGGCCGACAUAAACCGUACUUGUACUUGUAGCCACCCAGGCAAGGCAACACUCUUGUUUUCUUUGUUGUUUAAGCUUAGUUAUCGAACUAGGAGAUCCCAAGAUCCCAAGCCACGUCCUCGUGGAUUACGAGAACUCUACUUAGCAUCGUAAGAACCACAAUCAAACAUUCGAAAUGUUUCGUUAUGUAUUUAACUCUAAAUUGUAAUGAAAUAUAUGUAUACCACACUGAACGACAACCCCGACUCCUCCCCACAAUCGGACACUCAAGCAAAAAUCGAAAACCAAUCGGAAAUUUAUCGAAAAAAUCAACAUAUUUUUGUACAUAAAGUCAACACAACCAACACAACCAACCAACCAACUGGACGACCACGGACUCUCACAUACGUAACUUAAAGCUUAACUUAAAUUUAUAAACCCAUAAAAAAAAAUGAUAAAAAAAAGAACAAAAAAAAAGAUAUAUAUUAAAUGGAACAAUAGUCUCUAAGCUAUGUACUAUUAUUAGUUACUUCGUUUAAGUUGUGUAUUUUUUAAGCCAUUUAUAAAAUAUUUAUGGUAGUCUUACAUAUACAUUUCGACAAUGCGAAACAAAAUUUGAAUAUGAAACGUUUGUAAAAUGCUUUAUAUUGAUAUUAUUAUUAAAUGUUUACCAAUCGAUAAAAAAUA